Schistosoma bovis is the source of this 3424-nucleotide messenger RNA. NCBI's taxonomy places the organism in Eukaryota, Metazoa, Platyhelminthes, Trematoda, Strigeidida, Schistosomatidae. The record is from the annotation of a GenBank genome assembly.
GUUGUAGACCUCGUAAGACAAAGAUAUGCUUCCUACCGUCUUAUCGACAGUUUCGAAAUGCUUGCUAUUUUUCAUAGCAGUCAUACUAUCACAGUAUAAAAUUGAGAGUAAAUCGUCAUCAUUGGAUGUAACAGAUCCAGAAACUUGGAAGAGGUUGGCAGUUGAGAGAUUUAGUAAAUUUGAACAAUCAUUAUAUUACUCAUCACUGAAACGACCAAAAAAUAUCAUCUUAUUUAUUGGGGAUGGUAUGAGCUUGAGCACUGUUACUGGAGCAAGAUAUUUGAAAGCGGAGAAGAUGAAUCUUUUAGGUGGUGAUGUACAGUUAGAAUGGGAAAACUGGCCUGUUGCAUCACUUGUCCGUACAUUCAACUCAGACAGACUGACGACAGAUUCAGGUUCUGCGGCAACUGCUUUUAUGUCAGGUGUAAAAGGACCAGAUGGCACUGUUGGUAUCACGGGAACAGUGAAGUGCUGUGAAUGUACUGAGUUAACAGAAGUGGAAAGAGCGAAAUCUUCUCUCAUGUAUGCCUCUAAAGCAGGAUUUUCCACUGGAAUAGUUACAACUACGAAGGUUACUCAUGCAACACCUGCAGCAGCAUAUGCCAAUAUGUUACAUCGAAAUUGGGAGUCAGUAGGCCCAUCAAACAAGCGCGGAUUUCACUGCACAGACGCUGCUGCACAACUACUGACGAACGCUUCUCACGUCAACGUUAUAAUGGGAGGAGGGGCAACCGAAUUCUAUGGCAAGUCGAGCACUCUAGCUUUUAACAAAAAAGGAAAACGCUCUGAUUCACGCAACCUCCUACAAGAAUGGAAAGAUAUGCAGACCAAAAUGAAUCGCAAGCAUGUUCUCUUACAUACAACCGAUGAGUUUAAACGAACUAGCUGGUCCUCAGUCGAUUACGUUCUAGGUUUGUUUGCUCCGAGUAACAUGGCUUAUCAACUGGAAAACCAAGACCAACCAAGUUUAGCAGAAAUGACAGAAGCUGCUAUCAAAGUACUUUCUCGUAAUCCAAAAGGAUUUCUUUUGUUAGUGGAAGGAGGUAGAAUUGAUCAUGGUCAUCAUGUUAAUCAGGCCCAAUAUGCGUUAACUGAAACUUUGGAGUUCGAAAAAGCCGUCGAGAAAGCAUUGUCACUUGUUAAUCAACAAGAAACACUACUGCUAGUAACAGCUGACCAUUCUCACGUUUAUGGAGUGGUCGGCUAUCCGACAAGGGAUACAAGUGUGCUAGAUGUGGAUAACACUGCAAAGGUAAGUGUUAACCCCGUUUGAUUUUUAAGCAUUUGUGUAAACGGGGAACGGUUUCUUACCAAUACAAAUCAAUUUAAAAAUAGCUUUUCGACGAAAUCAUUUACUUCAGCUGUACCUUCCUAUUUAUAGUUGUAUGGUAAACAUAUGAAUGUAGAAGGUUAUAAGAGAUUCGAGACUAGUUAUCCAGUGAGGUUACGUAAUGAUCAGGAGGUUAGAGAAGAAUAUAAGUGGACAAUUGUAUUACAUCUUUCUGACCUGUCAAUUAUUUUCAUCCUUAUAUUCUUCCCUAACCUCCUGAUCAUUACGUACCACCACUUGAUGACUAGGGUAUUGAAUCGCUGUAUAAUGCAAUCUCUUCUAUCCUUCUAUUGCGACAUAUUUAUUAUACAACUAUAAAUACGAAGGUACGGCUGAAGUAUAUGAUUUUGACGAGAAGAAAAUUUUCGCUGAAUUCUCUUUAUUUUAUGCGGGAACAGAAUAGGUUAUUUUAAUUACAAAUAGCUGUUGUACUUAACAAUUGAAAAUAAGACCUCUCUCUCUAAAAAUUCGACAAUCCGAAAUGGAGAGAGUAUAGAUUACAUGUAGCAAAUGGAAUUGACGCUUAGAAAAAUAUCUCAAUUCCAAAAAUAUUUGGCUACUGAAUUCAGUUGAUUGAUUUGAAAUAGUUUUCUCAAAUUUAUCAAGCACUUCAUUAGAAACUAAUGAGUCAUCGACUGAGUUGUAACUGGAAACUGAGACUUGUAAAAUAACUCCGUCGUCAAUUUUUAUAGUUUUCUUAUUCUAAAAUUCCGAUCGGCAAUUGUUAUAACACAUCGUUAAUUUGCUAUGACUAGUCGUCCCUGAUUAUUGUGUUGGAAUCGCUUCUUACUUAUACCUGUAAACAAGAAUCUAUUACAGUUACUAAAUAACGAUAUCGAACUAUCAUACGAUUGUGAUGUAUUGUGUUAAUUAUAAGGGCCUACUUGAUGUGAUUGGUUUAUUUUGCCUCUCAUGUAUUGAUUUUGGAUAUAUAUACAACUAAAAAACACAUGUGUGCUACUUAAUAAAAUAUGAUUUGACAUAUAAUUGACAAUCAAUGUGACCAACACAUUUUUUAUUUUUCUGUCGUCAUUACUGGUAUACUAAGCAAAUCAGUACUCCAAAUUAUCUACUCGAAAGUUAGAUUCAACAGUAAAAUCACAUGUUCGAAUAUGACUUAUUAGAAAACUGUCUUAAUUUAUGAGAAUUUCACAGAUCGAAUUGUGAACAGAUUGUGUCAAAUGUAUGUUCACAUUACAAAGAGAUUUAUGAUUAAAACGAAUUAGUGAAAUGCGAAAAUCAAUAAUUAGCUUCAGAUAUCACUUUAGAUAGGAGUAAGAGGGAGGGAUCGAGAUAGUUGGAAUGACAACAAUAUAAAUAAUAAAUUUUAUUUAGCUAGUACAUAAUGUCAACAUUCAACAAACAGUCUCAAUUUAGUUAAGAUACUGGAGAAUAAUAUCGAAGUUGCAUGAUGAUUGGUUGUUUGCAAUCCAUUUGAAAGGUUUGUCAACAGUAAGAUCGAAGAUAUAAGCUCAAGUAUAACACCGGAACAAUUUUUAGGGCAAAGAAUGUUUACAAUUACUGACUGUAAACAGAGUUUCCGUUUGCUUGAGAUGUUUGUGAAGGUCCUUCAGUUGACAUAUAUUCCUCAUGAAAUCCAGUCUCAAAACGGAUUUAAUGAGUAUCGAGAUGUUUCUAACCGAAUACGGUGUUGGUCAGAUAUUCAGGAGGCAAACCAAAGAUUGACUACUUCCUUAUCGCUGACAUAUUUUAUCAACGAAUUCGACAACAGAUUCUCUCCAUUUAACAAUUGAAACAUAAUAACAUGAGUUUGUUACAUUACAGCGAUCUCACCUUCACUUGAGCUUGUAUGCGUUUAUGUUUAUUAUGACCUCUGAAUAACUUACUUAAUAGGUAGUCUCACUUGUGUCGGUAACUAUUUGCCUAUAUCUUUACUUUAUCAUUUACAGGCUUGUGUGAGUAUGUGUGACUAAUCACCAGUUACAACCAACAUAUAUACACAUCUUAGUAGGUUAAAUGUUAAGUAAAAUAACCCUUAGUGUCAUUGAAUAAGAAAACGAGAAUUCAGAGAAUAAAAUUUUCUUUUCGACGAAAUCAUUUACUUAAGCUUUAUAUUCGUAUAUAUAGUUAUAU